GAGCCCAGCAGCCUUCCAGGGUCCCAACCUCUAGCCUCGCAGGCCAUCACCAUGACUUCCUCCUACAGCUACCGCCAGUCGUCUUCUACCUCCACCCUGGGGAUGGGGAGCAACAGCCCCGUCCGCUUUGGAAGCGGGGUUGCGUUACGGGCGCCCAGCAUCCACGGAGGCUCGGGCGGCCGGGGCGUGUCCGUGUCCCGCUUUGUCUCCUCGGGCCUGAGUGGGAGCUACGGGGGUGGCAGUAGCAGCAGCAGUUUCAGCCUGGGCUAUGGGGGAGCCGACGGGCUCCUGGCGGGCAAUGAGAAGUUCACCAUGCAGAACCUCAACGAUCGCCUGGCCUCCUACCUGGACAAGGUGCGUGCCUUGGAGGAGGCCAACUCGGACUUGGAGGUCAAGAUCCGGGACUGGUACCAGAAGCAGGGCCCUGGACCCUCCCGGGACUACAGCGCCUACAUGAAGACCAUCGAGGACCUCCGAGAUAAGAUUCUUGGUGCCACCAUCGAGAACUCCAAGAUUGUUCUGCAAAUUGACAAUGCCCGGCUGGCUGCGGAUGACUUCCGAACCAAGUUUGAGACUGAGCAGGCACUGCGUCUUAGUGUGGAGGCAGAUAUCAAUGGCCUGCGUAGGGUGCUGGAUGAGCUGACUCUGGCCAGGGCUGACCUGGAGAUGCAGAUUGAAGGUCUGAAGGAAGAGCUGGCUUAUCUUAAGAAGAACCAUGAAGAGGAAAUGAACUCUCUUCGUGGGCAAGUAGGUGGCCAAGUUAGCGUGGAAGUGGACUCAGCACCAGGUAUCGACUUGGCCAAGAUUCUGGCUGACAUGAGAAACCAGUACGAGGUCAUGGUUGAGAAGAACAGGACCGAUGCUGAAGCUUGGUUCAAUCACAAGAUCGAGGGACUGAACCAAGAAGUGGCGGUCCACACAGAACAGCUCCAGACUAGCAUGUCCGAAGUCACCGACCUCCGGAGGACCCUUCAGGGGCUGGAGAUUGAGCUGCAGUCUCAGCUCAGCAUGAAAGCUGCCCUUGAAAACACGCUGGCAGAAACAGAGGCACGUUUUGGGGCCCAACUGUCUCAGAAACAGUUCCUCAUCAGCAACAUCGAGGCCCAGCUGAGUGACAUCCGAGCGGACACGGAGCGCCAGAACCAGGAAUAUCUGCAUCUCAUGGAUGUCAAGAGUCGGCUGGAGCGGGAGAUUGCGACCUACCGAAGCCUACUGGAGGGCCAAGAUACCCAAGUCAAUAAUGUACCCAUAAGCCCCAAAGCCCUCUGAGCUUUAGCAAGCUUCUGGAGGGGCAGAGAAGCCUAGGUACAGGGCUGUUGGAAGGGGAAAGGCGGAAGCAGCCAAGGGAGGGCUCCUAUGAUGGAGGGUGUCUGUGUGGGAGAGAAUAGCACCCUGGAUAUAUUUCUGUGUCCUCCGUAAUAAAAUUUCUGACCUUAAGGAAA
Messenger RNA from Gracilinanus agilis (Agile Gracile Mouse Opossum), 1442 nucleotides. It is a transcript of the gene KRT19, whose product is annotated as keratin 19. The coding region runs from base 52 to 1269 and encodes 405 amino acids. The transcript has 6 exons. The record is from RefSeq and is a predicted model, not a curated record. Gene Ontology annotation, molecular function: structural molecule activity. Lineage: Eukaryota; Metazoa; Chordata; Mammalia; Didelphimorphia; Didelphidae.